Molecule: messenger RNA, 2177 nt
Organism: Camarhynchus parvulus
Lineage: Eukaryota; Metazoa; Chordata; Aves; Passeriformes; Thraupidae
Product: zinc finger protein 551-like
Exons: 3
Coding region: 539-1393 (284 amino acids)
Source: RefSeq, a predicted model, not a curated record
GGAACAGGAGGAGCACGAAGGGGAGCAGCCCCAGGAGCAGCAGCAGGGGCCGGAGCAUUGCGGGGUUCCCCGGCGAGCCCGCUGAGCCCGCAGCUCGCUGGCCCCGGCAGCAUCGCAUUGCCCCGCAUCCCGCAGGAUUUCCCAUUCCCAAACCUCAUCUGGAUAGAGGAGAAGGCUGCGAGGAAGAGGAAGAUGUCCCAGGACACCCAGGCAGACAAGGAGCUGAGCAUGGAGAGCAGGGAGGACAAAUCCCCACAGCAGAACCUGGUGGCAGAGGCCGUUUUGAGCGGCUCCAUGGCGCAGGAAUCCAACAGGGAGGAAAAAGCCCCGGAGGUCCCUCAGGAGGAGGGGCUGCAAACCCAGCCCAGGGUGCUCUGAGGAGGAAAGACCCACCCUGAGCCAGGAAGGCAGCCAGAGAUCUGGCCAGAGCUCUGAGGUGGUGCUCCAUGAGCAGCUUGACGAUGGCAAGAAGCCCCACCAGUGCUUGGAAUGUGGGAAGAGUUUCCCCACGAGCUCACGCCUGGUGCGCCACAAGAGGAUGCACACCGGGGAACGGCCCUACGAGUGUGGGGAAUGUGGACAGAGCUUCAGCCAGAGCUCAACCCUGAUCUCCCACGAGAAGAUCCACACUGGGGAAAGGCCCUAUGAGUGUGGGGAAUGUGGGAAGAGCUUCAGAGACACCUCUGGCCUGAUGGUCCACCAGAGGAUGCACACCGGGGAACGGACCUACGAGUGUGGGGAAUGUGGGCAGAGCUUCAGGUUCAGCUCCCACCUGAUCUCCCACCAGAGGAUCCACACCGGGGAACGGCCCUACGAGUGUGGGGAAUGUGGAAAGAGCUUCGGCCUGAGCUCCAGUUUGAUCCACCACCAGAGGAUCCACACUGAUGAACGGCCCUAUAAAUGUGGAGAAUGUGGGAAAGCCUUCAGGGAGAGUGGCCAUCUGAACCGCCACCAGAUGAUCCACACUGGGAUACGGCCCUUUGGGUGUGGGGAAUGUGGGAAGGGCUUCCGUGACAGCUCUCGCCUCAUCAUCCACCAGACAACGCACACUGGGGAAUGCCCCUACACGUGCUCAGAAUGUGGGAAGAGCUUCAUCGAGAACUCCAGCCUGAUUGCCCACCAGAGGAUCCACACUGGGGACAGGCCCUACAAGUGCAGGGAAUGUGGGAAAAGCUUCAGGCAGAGCUGCCAUCUGAUUGCCCACCAGAGGAUCCACACUGGGGAGAGGCCCUACGAGUGUGGGGAAUGUGGGAAAAGCUUCGGCCGGAACUCCAGGCUGAUUGCCCACCAGAGGAUCCACAGUGGGGAGAGGCCCUAUGAGUGUUCUGAGUGUGGGGAGAGGUUUCAGAGCCGAUACCGUCUCCUCAAGCAUCAGCAGAGUCACACAGAAUAGAGGCCCUUCUGCUGCCCUGACUGCAGGAAGGGCUUUAAGAAAAACUCCACCCUUGUCACCCACCAGUGGAUCCACACUGCGGAGAGGCCCUGGCAGUGUCCCAAGUGUGGGAAGAGCUUCUCCCAGAACUCUGCCGUGACCCAACACCAAGGGAGGCAGCAGUAAGGGAUGCCCUACAAGUGCCCCGUGUGCAGGAAGAGCUUUGAGCGCUGCUUCAACUCCAUCUCCUAUUGGAGGCCCCGCACUGGAUGGUCCACAGUGACCCUCAUUGGGCAGAGACUUGGUCAUCCAUGGUCCAUGUGAUCCAUGUUGGGAAGACAUCUGGCUGGUGGUUUUCACAUCUUCCUGGCUCCCCUUGGGCACUUGGACGCAGCCAGAAAAAAAUCCAUUGGGAUGCAAACCGACGUCAGAAUUUCAUAGGGGACAGCACAUUUUUUUACUUUUGACACCAAAAAAGUUUCACCUUUUGCAUCCAAUCAUUUCUUUGGGUGCCAUCAAGGAAUAAUGGAUUGUAUUGGAGGUCUUUUCCAACCUGAAUCAUUCCAUGAUUCUAAUUCUCUCUGGCCCAGCAGCAUCAUCCACAGCCAAAUGGUGAUGGACUGGGGCAAAAAACAGGAUUUUGGAGACAACGGAGUGGAAACUCCUCUUAAAAAAGGUCCUUUCUACCCACCCAGGCACAUGGAUUCUCAGCCAGCAUGGACACAUAAAUGCGUUUAUUUUGGGCUUUAUUUUCUUUCAUUUUUCUUCAUCCCUUCACCCAAAGAUUGGGGUAAAAUAAAGACAU